Molecule: messenger RNA, 4112 nt
Organism: Gigantopelta aegis
Lineage: Eukaryota; Metazoa; Mollusca; Gastropoda; Neomphalida; Peltospiridae
Exons: 16
Coding region: 119-2896 (925 amino acids)
Molecular function (GO): calcium ion binding
Source: RefSeq, a predicted model, not a curated record
GCGCAUGCGUAUGUUACUUAGCAACGUUUCAACAUCUUGGUGGAUGAUAACAAAUAAAUUUAUGCAUCGAAGGUUCAGCAUCGUUGAUUUUUAACAGUUUGCAGUUAGCAUUGUCAUCAUGACAGCUGAAGUGUCUCCCGGAAUUAUUGAAACUAAUCUUCGUACAUUGGCCCAGACCAAACGAAUUAGGGUCACAGAGUUCUUUCAGGAUUUUGACAAACUGCGUUCAGGCUAUAUCACAGAACCACAGUUCUUCAGAUGUUUGUGGCAAACCCUUGGUGUUCAGUUGUCAAAGGAGGAGGCAGAUGCCCUGGCUGAAAAAUAUGACUUGAAAAGAAAUGGACAAAUAAAUUACAAACUGUUCUGUGAGGCCAUUGACCGCCACUUCAAUCCGAACGAUGUGAAGAGGAAUCCCGAGGCACAGAAGGACUCUCCGCUAGAAUUUCUGGGGACGAUGAGGUCUCUAAGACCUCUGAGUACAGCUGCGGAGGGUAAAAUGGAAGGGCUCCUCGAUCGCUUGUCCAAGUACUACCAGGUCCAUGGAAUCAACCUCCGCACCUGUUAUGAAGACUUUGACCGCCAUCACAUGGGGGUGGUUACUGAAAGCCAGUUUUACCGCAAUUUCCCUGGCCCACCUGACGUGUCUGAACAGGAGCUUGGCAUGAUGCUGUCCAAGUACCGCGACCCCGAGCAUCCCGGUCUGCUGAAUUACCUCAACCUCCACAACGACAUCGUCGCCGCCUCCAGCAGCCAGCAAACGCCCGAUCAUUGCAAACUGCCCGAGGUUAACCUCAACAUUGCUCCAUGUGUGUGGACACCAGACUCGACUCUGAACCACAUCCUAGACAAGAUCCGAGUGGCUGUGUACAAGUACGGGAUCCGCACGAUCGAGUUCUUCAAGGAUCACGACAAACUGAGGAGCGGGGCGAUCACAGACAACCAGUUCCUGUGCGGCCUGUCUCUCGCGGUAGGCAUGCAGGCUCAGCUCUCCAGGGCCGAAAUGCAGAAGGUGUGUGAAUACUUCAGACAGCCUGAUGGCCGGGUCAAGUAUAAGGAAUUCAGCGACAUUAUGGAGAAUGCAUUCAACAUUCCAGACCUAGAAAAGAAACCAACUGAACACGUUGUUAGACCAAGGCAAGGAGAACUGUGGAGGACUCUGAAGCCACUGUCAGAAGACGAAGAAGAACGUUUGACUCAAGUUCUGCGGGAACUGUCAGACGACGUGCGAAGACGGCGUUUGAUGAUGUACCCUUACUUCAAAGAUUAUGACAGGGGGAUUGCGUACACGAGAGUUGUAACGAAGACGCAGUUCGCUCGUAUUCUUCACUUUCUGAGUUUGAAUGUGGCCUCCACAGAUCUCCAGUUGUUAUGUCGCAAGUUUGAGGACCCGUCAACGGGCGACAUUAACUACCCAGCAUUUGUGCAAGCCGUCGAUCAAGAGUUCGUUGGCCACACCAUGGAUGAUGUGAGUCUACAAGAUGUACACCGGACCAAAGGGCCAGUGCCAGAGAGAAUUCCACCGGAGCCGGAAAUUACUUUCGACGAACUCAUGUCCCAGAUUAGACACAUCGUGCUUACAAACAGAAUUAGGCUAGGGGAAUACAUGGAGGACUUCGACCCUCUGCGCAGCGGCUCAAUCACCAAGUCGCGAUUCCGUCGUGGACUCAGUCUGAUGGGACUUAGUAAACUUGGGUGGCACGAUCUGACUGAUUCUCAGCACCAGAUGCUGUGUGAUGUCUACCAGGACCCUACUAAAGAGGACAACGUACUGUACGCACAGUUCAUCAGAGAUGUUGAAAGUGUGUUCACAGAGAGUAACCUGGAAAAGGACCCCACUUACCGAGUGCCACCCUCUAAGAUGUUUGUUGUGCCGAAGCCUGGCACGGUGAGUGUGGAGGCUGCGAGCGAUGACCAUUCAGACUUGUUGAUGAAGACGAUGGACCGGUUGAGACAGAGGGUGGAGCAGAGGAGGAUCCUUGUGGAGCCAGUCUUUGAAGACUUCGACAGGCAUAACAAUGGUCACGUGACCCAGACCCAGUUCCGCCAGUGUUUGAGAAUGCUCGAUCUGAACGCCACUGAAUCUGAACUGGCGUCCAUUGAGGCCAUCUUCUGCAACGAUGUCGGCUUCAACUACGUGGCAUUCCUCCGUGAGCUGCAGCCGAAAGACCCACCCAGAUUCAUGUAUCAAGAGAUCCAGGACCUACUGAACCGAACCAAUCAGAAGUCGAAGCUUCCUGAGCGUAACUGUAUGGGAGAUCUCGAGAACGUCCUGCUAAAAAUUAAGACCAAAGUUGCCAAGGAAAGAGUACGAAUUAUUGAUUUUAUGCGAGAUUAUGACAAGCUACAUUCCGGUCGAGUGCUCAAGAAUUUAUUCCGACGAGCUCUAACGCUGUGUCGAUUCGACCUUUGUGAAUCCGAGAUGGCCAUUUUGGAAGACAAGUACGAGAGUUGUGUGAACUCUGAUUAUGUGGAUUACGUGAGGUUCUGCGACGAGAUCGAGUCCAUCUUCACGCGGAAGGAGCUGGAGAAGACGCCGCUCUCGGAUGUGGGUCAGUUCACCGUGCCGGAGGAGUGGCAGGAAAACAAGCUGCCUGACCAAGCAAAGAGCAAAUUCAGAGCAUGCAUGGAGCGAAUUGCUGAGAAGGUGCGACAGCGCAGGAUGCAGCUGUUUCCACUGUUUGAAGAUUACGAUCGCGUGCACAACGGGACAGUGACCCGCUCGCAGUUUCGCCGAGUCCUCACAGAACUCGAGCUGAACAACUUGGUGACCCACGAGGAAAUCCAACUCCUAUGGCAGCAGUUUGAGGUCAAGGUUGGCGGAAUAAGCGAUACCAACUACAUCGCCUUCUGUGACAUGAUUUAUGAUAUGGGCAAAUUCGAGUGGCGGAAACCUUGAGUCUGUUAUGUAUUUAUAAAAAGUGAUAAUGAUAUUUUGAAUAUACAUGAAAAAUUAUAACGAUAUUUUGAAGACGUUUUAAUUUCCAAUUCGCAGUCUGAUGUGUCAAGCACGCUGCUGUUGUAAAAAGAAUAUUUUAAAAAUUCAUAUAUUAUAAUAUAUUUACAUGUAAAAUAAUAUAUACAUAUAUUGUUGAACCUGUAUUAAACAGUCACUUUAACAUGUCAAAAUGUGCCCUAUGAAGACAUUUAGCUGCUGUAUACAAUUCUGUAAAUAGUAGAUUAAUUGGUGACUGCUUUAUAAAGAUGUCCAUUUAAACAGGUUGACUAAUAUGAAGACAUCUUGUAUAUAACAACCAUCUUUCUUUAAAGGGCACCUCCAUUAUGUAUGUUAUCUCUAUAGAGACCACCUAAGUCAUAUUGCAGAAGUGUUGGGUGGUCUUUAUAAGCAGUUGGCCUCUGUAGACAGAUGUGACUACUCAUACAGCAUUCAUUUACCUUUAAAGUAUUAUUUUAGUGUGCUCAUCUUGUGUUUUGUUUUACACAUAAUGUUUGUCAGCAUUAUUUUUGUAACUAAUGACUUUGGUUUAUCAACAUUUGUUAAAAGGAUCAACAGUUGCUUGUGUAUUAACAUUUUAUAUUAUAUAUUAGUGGGUGAAUAUGUAUUUAUAAAAACAUCCUUAUUAUUUUUUUAAAGAAAUAUUGUAGUAAAGAAAAUCUGUUUUAAUAAAAAAGAUAGGAACCUUUCUUCUUUUUUAAAAGCUGUUAUUCUGUGACAUAUUAGUGGGUGAACAUUUGUAAAACAAUGUCUAAAGAACCUCGUUUUUACAUAUAGUGAAGAAACCUUGUUUUUAUAAAGGAAUAUGUGCCUCGGUUGUUGUCCAGUGGACAAGUAAACAUUUUCAGUGCAGUUUCAUUUUUGGCAAUCACAAACAUCAUCCUGAUACUUGAAUAAAAUAAACCAUUUAUUUGGACAAGUGAAAAAGUUUUGCAGAAUUCUUGGGGUUUUUUCAUUUAAAAUAGUACAUAUAAAUUGUAAAAGAGAAGAAAGCACAAAGAAGGAAUGAAAUAUAAAGCUGACAUGAGAACCAAGUUGGGGAAAUGUUUCAUAUUUCAGUUAUAGCUAAUAAUAUUGUUUAAAGCUGGCUUUCUCAAACGGUGUUUACUGAAAUUACAUUGACAGUGUAAUUUGAGCAAAAUACAGAUGUUUAACAAUU